AUGGUCUUCACUCGAAGCCGCUCGCAAAAGCUGAGCGCUACACCGUCCCCGCCCUUCUCGCAGGUACGCGCGGAGUUCGGGGUCGAUCCCGCAGUUUACGUUCGUGCCCCUCGAGGGGAGCCGGUCAAGCCUUUGGCGCCGUUCGAUGCCUCCACAUGCCCCUCGAGCGUUAAUGUUUCUUUGAUCACUUCAGAGAUUAUGUGCCCGUUCGAUCCUAAUGAUGUGAUGGAUUGGGCGGAAGACAUCGAUGAAGACGAAGAUUUUUACCCUGGAGGUGAGGAGGAGGUAGAUGACGAAGAAGAAGAUGAAGAAAGAGACAGGAGUGAACAGGGAGAGGAUCACGAGGUAGAGGAGGAUGCUGACGACGAAGAUGAAGAAGACGAAGACGAAGACGAAGAAGACGAAGACGAAGAAGGCGAAGACGAAUCGGGUGAAGACCUCGCCCCUUAUGACGCCGCCGUAGUCUGCGACGAUUAUGCAUGCUGCGGCAGCAACAAUCAGAAAGAACACUGCAGCAGAUGGCGGCCCUGGGCGAUCUGCUCGCAGCCAGGCCCAGCACCACAUCCCGCACCCCGAAGCGGAGGCGCCCACACCGCCAACAUACAAGUAUGCGACCACUGUAUGGAGCACGGCCGCAACCAGAAAAGUGCUAUUAUCUCACAGGUCUCCAACGCCACGUACCAGAGCGGUCUUUCCGCCCCACUCUGCGAGUCGUGCGUAAAAGACGAAGUGCAGCUGUUCUGGAUGCGCGUGGCCAUGCAGCAACCGGUUUCGAUGUCAAAUCUCAUGUGGCCUAAUGCGAGCAGAAGCCAGAGCUUCUGCGUGUGCUAUUCGGCUAUCUGGGACAAUGUACACGACUGUCAUUCUUGCAGAGACAGAAUAUGGGAUGAGCAAGUACUCAUACCCUGGCGCGAGAACGAAGACAUACUGCGCAAGUGCGGUCCUUCUACCCUCACUGGCGAGCGCAUGAAGUUGGGCCUCCCGCCCAAGAAAGUCGGCGGCACGUACGAGACCGACCGCCAGGUCAGAGGUAUCGGAAGGUCUUGUCCCUGUGGAAGGGAUCCCGAUGUCGCGUCUUUGGCGUACGCUUCAUACUGUUUGGCGUGUAUGGGCGUUACGAUUCGCAUAUCCUUUCUUCCUCCUCAUCUCCAACGGGCGCAGUUUAUGGCUUCGAGGGAUGGGAAUAGGAGGCUGAGGAAGACAAAAGUGCUUGGGAGGAAGCGCGGUCCUGAGUUUCGCGUCAAUAUUGAUAGAGGGUGGUUGCCGGAUGAUCCUUUUACGCGUGAGGGUCGGGAGUAG
This is a messenger RNA of Trematosphaeria pertusa, 1299 nucleotides long. RefSeq lists its product as uncharacterized. NCBI's taxonomy places the organism in Eukaryota, Fungi, Ascomycota, Dothideomycetes, Pleosporales, Trematosphaeriaceae. The record is from RefSeq and is a predicted model, not a curated record. The transcript has a single exon. Bases 1 to 1299 code for a protein of 432 amino acids.